Darwinula stevensoni is the source of this 703-nucleotide messenger RNA. Lineage: Eukaryota; Metazoa; Arthropoda; Ostracoda; Podocopida; Darwinulidae. The record is from the annotation of a GenBank genome assembly.
GCUAUGCUAUGUGUAAGGCUAUGCUCAAAGCAAAACUGCACUACUCUCAUAUGAUUGGUCGAUACGCUUGUGACGUCAUACUUAAAAUGUCUUCCUCCUCAGGUCGACGAGAAGUGUCAGUUUGAGAUUCUGAGCUGCGUUUGAUCGCGUUCUCCGUGUAUUUUUCAUUGUCUGAAUCCCACCCGAUUGCUCUACGUAGGUCCAAAAACCCGUUGACCAAUUGUUGAGACUGUAGAAGAUGACGACUGCCGCUCGCCCAACCUUCGAGCCUGCAAGAGGCGGGCAAGGCAAAGGAGAGACUGAUCUCAGUGCCUUGUCUAAACAGUACUCUUCGCGUGAUCUCCCCUCCCACACAAAGCUGAAGUUUAGAGAGCCUGCUCAGAUGCCCGUCGAUGCCAGCAGAGAGCAUUUGAAGAGGGAUCUUGAGGAAAGAGAGCGGAAGUUGUCCAAAGAGAAACGAAGUGGAGAGAAGAGAAAAGGGGAGGACCAAGAAGACCGCAUCCGCACAGAAGCCAUCUUGAGUGGGAAUCCGCUCAUGCCAAGCUUGGGCUCUGGUGGGGACAAGGCUGAUUUUCGUGUGCGUCGGCGUUGGGAUGAUGAUGUGGUCUUCAAAAACUGUGCCAAAGGUACCAUGAACAAAAAGACCGGACUUGUGUUUAUUAAUGAUGCCAUUCGCUCUGAGUUCCACAAAAAGUUUAUGGAA